UAAUAAACCUGUUAAUAUACCAGCCUCUUAACGUCUCUGCGUGCCUUAUUUAGGUAAUUCUUUGGGUUGGUUACCGAAUAAUAAUCGAAUCAGGUAGCCCUCGGGUCACAAUUUGGAAUCAGGUAGCCCUCGGGUCACAAUUUGGCGUAGUCGGCAGGAUUAGAGUGCUGGUGUAGCUUUUCCGAGCAUAUAUUAACCGAUUUGUUUGGGGAUAUUUAAUAUUUGAUAGGGUAGCGGUGCAUAUAGGGUGAUUUUUGGCAGAGAAGAAAACAAAAAGGGUGGAAGAAAAGCAGUGGUUAUUUGUUAGCAGAUCCAGUGGGACCACGGACCGGGUCGUCUGGGAAGCUGCCAGAAAGGAAGCCGCUAUCAAGGAAGACUGCAGACCUGACCGCUCCUCGUGACGCUGGAAACCAUUUUUUCUUUUUUCUUUCUUUUGUCUUAAGUACAUUGACUCCUUUUGGUGUUUUUUUUUUGGGCGACAUGUCUCUGCCUAAUUCUGAUAUGGAAGAACAACUAAGGGCUUUGAACGAACGUGUGCAGCAGUUGCAAGCUGAAAAUGAUAGAUUGAAAGCUACUGAAGGUGUUAAUGUGGGUGCUAGCACCAGUAAUGGGGAGGAGACACAAGCCAGUAUGCGAGCAGAGGUUAGCCAAAAUAGGUUUGAGCGGUAUAUCUACAUUCCAAGAGAGAGAAAAUGUCCUAGGUUUUCUGGCAAAUCUGCAGAUAUGCCCUCAGUAGAAGAUUGGGUUGAGGAGGUGCGCAGGUCUUUGGAAGGUCGUCACAUGUCGCCACGUGAGCAAGCCUUAUUUAUAUACGAUCAUUUAGAUGGGGAAGCUAAAACGGAGAUUAAAUUUCGCCCAGCGAGUGAAAGAAAUGAUCCAGAGAAAAUUCUCACCAUUCUGGUUGAUAUUUAUGGCUGUUCUAAAUCUUAUAUUGGAUUACAAAAGCAAUUUUUCCACCGUCGACAGUUAGAAGGGGAGUCUUUGCGAGAAUAUUCGCAUUCUCUUUUAUCCCUAAUGGAGAUUAUUAAACGCCAAAGCCCUAGGCCCAUUGCAAAUGGCGAUCAUUUGGUACGGGAUCAAUUCAUUGAGUACGUCCGGGAUAGCAUGUUACGGCGGGAGUUAAAACGUACAGUGAGGCUUAACCCUAAUGUUCCCUUUUUAACUAUACGCAGUGAUGCUAUUCGUUGGGUAGAAGAAGGUGAGCAUGGGGGAUUGGCAAGGACCCGCGCAUACUCCUGUGAUACUCAACUUGAGGUAGUAGGUGAGUAUAGGGCUGCCAGCCAAGCAGUAACGGCUCAACCUAGUAAUGAAUUAGCUGAAUUGAAGGAGUGUUUGAAAAAGCAGCAAGCUCAACUGGAUAUGUUGUUGACACAUUUGUCUUUGGGUAAUAAGUCACCUUCUACACAGGGGGCUUCCUUGGGUCAAACUGCUCCAUCUUAUCCAUAUGAUUCUUUUGGUAGGCCUAUUUGUGUUCGUUGUAAGCAACCAGGCCAUAUUGCAAGGUUUUGUCGGGAAGGUAGAGGAUCUAACCCAGUAUCUAGGGGGGGUAGGUUUCCAGAUAGUGGGGGAUCGAGGAGCGCGGGUAUUCCGUUCAAGCCGCAGGAAAACUAAUACCGGCUGGUGGGGAGGGCCAACCGCCAGCUAGGCAUAUUGAAGGCUCCACUUUGCCCUCUAGCCCAUUAUCUAGAUUAAUGGGAGUUUGUCCUGUUAUUGAUGUAUGCAUGGGAGGGGUUUCUGUUCCUUGCUUACUAGAUACAGGCUCUAUGGUUACUACUGUUACUGAAACAUUUUUUAAUCAACAUUUUCAGUCUGUUUUUAGACCCUUACAGCAAUGUCGCUGGCUUCA
Pygocentrus nattereri (red-bellied piranha) is the source of this 1846-nucleotide messenger RNA. RefSeq lists its product as uncharacterized. The transcript has 2 exons. The record is from RefSeq and is a predicted model, not a curated record. The coding region runs from base 481 to 1611 and encodes 376 amino acids. Gene Ontology annotation, molecular function: zinc ion binding; nucleic acid binding. Lineage: Eukaryota; Metazoa; Chordata; Actinopteri; Characiformes; Serrasalmidae.